AUGCUUGGCCUGGAUGCUGGCGGCAGCGGUGCUGGCAGCGGCAGCGGCAGCAGCAGCGGCAGUGGCAGCAGCAGCGGCAGCAGCAGCAGCCCUGCCGUCAAGCCGCCCAGAAGCAGUGGCGGCGGCAGUGGGGAGGGUGCAGCUCCCAGCUUGUCUCAGUACCUGCAGUUCGGCCGCCUAAUGGGCGAGUCGCCGGAGCAGGUGCAGCAGCAGCUGGAUGCGGCCGGCGUUCAAGUGCGGGUCGAUGAGGAGAGCCAGCAAUUCUUGCAGGCAUGGGAGGAGGAGGAGUUGGAGCAGUAUGCCAUGUUUGAGGCGGUUCUGUCGGCAAUGGAUGCACGCCCCGUUGGCACCUCGGCAGCCGCCAAGAAGCUGCAGCGGAACAAGAAUGUCCAGGGGGCGGCGGUCGACGCGGAGCGUCUCAGGGCGCAAGUGCGGGCAGACUAUGAGCGGCUGCUAGACAAGCGAGCGCAGGCUGGAGGGGCGCUCCCAGGCGUGGGCAGGGCACAGGCCCCCGCUGCAGGCCAGGCUGCGGGGCAGCGUGGGCCAGGCAGCCUCAACUUGGUGCCACACAAGCCAUCCAUGCCGGCAGGCCUGGGCGCCAAGCCGACGCGGCCUGCUGCACUGGAGGGGCUGUAG
Chlorella variabilis is the source of this 636-nucleotide messenger RNA. Its product is annotated as expressed protein. The record is from RefSeq and is a predicted model, not a curated record. The transcript is spliced from 4 exons. The coding region runs from base 1 to 636 and encodes 211 amino acids. Lineage: Eukaryota; Viridiplantae; Chlorophyta; Trebouxiophyceae; Chlorellales; Chlorellaceae.